CCUCCAGAAGAUAGGGACCAUACUGACUCACGUCGUAUUAAACCCAACUCGCGUAACCUUUUAAUCGGCGAACAGCCGAACCCUUCCAAGCUUCUUCCCCCGGAGGAUAGGUUGAGUCGACAUCGCAAUUACUCCUAUCUUUUCAGAAUAGGUGCCAAACAGCCGGGACAAUGUGUACUCUCACCAGCUAUCAGCCUGUUAUCCCUAGCGUAA
Messenger RNA from Postia placenta MAD-698-R-SB12, 213 nucleotides. RefSeq lists its product as hypothetical. NCBI's taxonomy places the organism in Eukaryota, Fungi, Basidiomycota, Agaricomycetes, Polyporales, Adustoporiaceae. The annotation marks the transcript as partial. The record is from RefSeq and is a predicted model, not a curated record. The transcript is spliced from 2 exons.